AUGGUUCUUGGAAAACUCAACUUAUCUCAAUUAUUUGAUUUUACCAAAGUUGUUAGUAUAAGUAACAUUUCAUUAACUCCUCAAAGAAUCAUGGAACGUAACACUAAUCUUCAUAAGAUUUUGACAAUAUUAGCUUUAAUUAUUUUGGUGAUCAGUUUUAUUGGAUUAAUAAUUAUCAUUGUUUUGUAUAUUCUAAGUAGUAACAUUCCAGAUGUGUAUUCAGUAGUGAUUGAUGCAGGAUCAACUUCUUCAAAAAUUCAUUUAUAUAAAUGGAUCGAUGAACCAUUUCGAUCAAAUGGAAAAGUUGAUGAAGUGACUAGUGAAAAACUUUCUCCUGGCAUAUCAGAUUAUAUUAAUGAUACAAUUAAAGCUUAUGAAACAUUAAAACCGAAACUUUUGAAAUUAACGAUUAGUUUAACAUUUGAACAAAAAAAGCAUACACCAAUUUAUUUGGCUGCAACUGCUGGUAUGCGAUUAAAACUAAUUGAAGAUCCAUUAGGAAGUUUAGAUUUAUUCUCAGUAAUUCGUCAAUAUUUAAAACAGUCUGGUUUUCAAAUUGAAACACCAAAUGAGCGUAUUCGUUUAUUGUAUGGAUCAGAAGAAGGACUUUAUGGUUGGGUAUCAGUGAAUUAUAUUUUAGGUAUUAUUAAAGAAGGUAAACAAACAAAUCCUUCUGAAACAGUUGGUUCUUUGGAUCUUGGCGGAGCUAGUACACAAAUCGCAUUUAUUCCCAAAACAUAUUCAAAUAUACCAAAAGAAAAAUUAGACUUUUAUCCACUCCGAUUAUAUGGAAAUGAUUUUUCAGUAUAUAGUCAUAGUUUCUUAUGCUAUGGAAAAUCGGAAUUUGAAAGACGUGUAAUAACUUCAAUUGCAGCAUCAUCUUUGUUACAAAGUGAAAUUCCUAAUCCAUGCUUUCUUCAAGGCUAUAAAUCGGAUUUGUACAAUGCAUUUGAAUGGUUCUCUGGAAGUUGUUUAUCUGGAACUUAUGUAAAGAAAACAUUUGCUGAGGAAAUUUUCCGACCUCCUAAUAUGAAUAGUUUUUCAUUUAAUGGUACAGGACAACCUAAUGAAUGUGUCAAGUAUAUUCUAAAACAUUUUCAAACGAAAUGCGAUCAUUCAUCAUGCUCAUUCAAUAAUGUUUUUCAACCAGCUCCAUUUGGAAAGUUUAUGGCAUAUUCUGGAUUUUCGUAUGUGAUGCGUUAUUUAUUUCCUAAUAAGAACACAGGAUUUACACUAACAGAAGUCACUGAUGCCGUUAUGAAGUUUUGCAAAAAACCAUGGAAAGAUGUGGCUAAAAUUACAAAAUUAUCUGACCAGGGGUUUACUGCUAAAUAUUGUUUUGAUGGUUUAUACAUUAUUACUUUAUUGAAAAUGUAUGGUUUUACUACAGAUGAAUCAUGGAAAACAAUUACAUUUGAUUCGAAAGUUAAUGGUAAAUCAGUUAGCUGGGCACUAGGCUACAUGUUAGAUCAAUCUGGUCAUUUACCAAGUGAAAGUCCAAAAGUUUCUGUUAGUACACAAUUAUUUGUUUGUCUGUUUAUUCUACUCCUUCUGUUAAUCAUCGGUUCAAUUAUUGGAUUAUUACUAACUAGAAAUUUCUUGUCGAAAUCAAAAAAAUCAACUAGUCAGGUAUAAAUUAUGUGUAAACAACAUAAACAACCAUCACAAAUCCAUAAAUUCCAUUUUACAAUCUGUUAUGUAAUACAUCAAUUAAUCAAUAUCUUUGAUUUUAUUCUCUUUAAUUCCACAUUUUCUUUUUUUGUGUAUAGUAGUAAAACAAAAAAGCUAAAAGGAAAUAAAAUCAUAAUUACAGUCUAAUGCCUUAAUUGGAUUUUGAAAAUAACUAACAACAAAUAAAUAGGCAAUAUUUUUUGUUGCCAAGUAAUGAGCAACCAAGUAAGCAGCACAUUUAAAACAAAAACGCACAAGAAUUCCAAAAAAUCUUUUUUUUUUAAAGUUUUCACAAUUCUAUUUUCUUUGCAUUUUAUCUGUCAUACAGACAAUUCUAUAUAAACAAAGUAACUGCAAAAUAAUAAUCUUGCUAUUUUUGUAUACUUAACAGUGUGUCUUCAAAACAAUUAAAUAAAUAAAUAAACAGUGGUAGUUAAUUUUCCUCCCUUUUUGUUUUGUUAAUUUAGGAUAUUUUUGUGCUGUUAAAUUGUGUAAUUUUUUUUCCAAUAUCAUGUCCUUACUGUUUAUUCUUUUUUCCCAGACUUAAGUGUCUAAAUCAGCCAAUCAUAGUUAUGUAUUUGGGUGUGUGUGUGUUUAUCUAACCAUAUAUAUAUAUAUAUACGUAAGUUGUGUAUUCAUCUUUUCUUCUGAUUGGUUUGUUCAUACAUUUAUUUCGCAGUUUUUUAUUGGUUAUCGUUGUAUCUGCACUUUACGUUGUCAAAAAUAAGGGGAAAAUAAUGAAUUACUAAGUGUAAACUUAGUAAUAAUAAUUCUUUUAACUCAAUUAAUUUCUAAUUAAUUCACACGAAAAGGAGCAUAAUAACAAAGUUUAAUGAUCAUUAAUGGUUCCAUAAAAUAUUCUCUACCCAGUUUAUUUAAUGAUGAAGAUUAGUUGUAAAUAGAUGAAUCAGGAUUAUUUGUUAUCUUCUCAUCAAAUUACCAUAAACAACCAGUCAUUUACUAAUAGUUGACGUAAAUUUUAAUAUAACUCAUUUAUCAAGUACCAUUGGGUGUGUUCAGCUUUGAUUUAUGUAUUGUAUGUAUGAGGGAGGGUAAUAUUAUCCUAAAUAGGUGUAAUGUCAUUCGAACUUGUGACUUCUUAGUUGUAAACUAAGUGAUUCAAUAACUAAGACAAUAUCAGCUAAGAUAUUUAUGAGUUUCUAGUUAAAAUUAACUCAACACCUAUUAAAUAAGAAACUUGUUAUUUUUCUGGUGGAAAUAGGCCAUGACUGAUCGGUGAGCAAAAGCAGAUAUAUCCAGUCGCAUUAAAUAUGAGAAACCAUCUAAAUCAGAAGUGUUUAGAUAGAAAUCUACUUAUAUUCCAAAAACAAAACGGCAAUUUAACUAAAUUUAUAUAGAAAGAAAAAUGUUAGUAUAUUUAUGAUUUUUACACAAGAUUUUAGAGUCUUCUCUAUUUAUGGGAUCGCUCUAUUACUAUUAUACGACGAUUCAGACACAUUGGCUGAGUGAGAUAUGACCAAAGCUUAAUUUCUCAAACUAUUGCAGCUAGAUUUACCGGAGGAUAUUGUCAUUAAAACUUCUCGUAGACACACUGCUGAGACCGACUACAAGACCAGUGCUUGUGACUAGGAAGGCCGUUCUUCCAACUCUUAUUAGCUGAAAAUCUGGUUACGAUCACGACU
This is a messenger RNA of Schistosoma rodhaini, 3314 nucleotides long. The record is from the annotation of a GenBank genome assembly. NCBI's taxonomy places the organism in Eukaryota, Metazoa, Platyhelminthes, Trematoda, Strigeidida, Schistosomatidae.